Messenger RNA from Humulus lupulus (European hop), 708 nucleotides. RefSeq lists its product as uncharacterized. The transcript has a single exon. Bases 1 to 708 code for a protein of 235 amino acids. Gene Ontology annotation, molecular function: DNA binding. The record is from RefSeq and is a predicted model, not a curated record. Lineage: Eukaryota; Viridiplantae; Streptophyta; Magnoliopsida; Rosales; Cannabaceae.
AUGGAUAACGAGAAAAAUUUAGAAGGGAUGACGGGGGAGUGGUUGGAGUAUGCUGAAACUAAUUUGUCAAGUUCUGAUGGAGAAGAACAAGCGAAGGAAAGGAAGAAAGAGAACGUACGAAAGAAGAGGAAUGAUCGACAAAAUCAAGAUAAGGAAAAAGACAAAGAGACCAAGAAAGAGGAUAAUGAAAAAGAAAAGGAGAAAGAGGUUGAACGAUCAGAAAAGAAGCAAAGGGUUGGAAAGAAAACAUCAAGCGUGUGGGAUCAUUACACUAUGUUGCCUGAUUGUGAUCCCAAGAAGCCAAGAGCUGCUUGCAAUUAUUGUGGCACCAAUUAUACGACUGAUACAAAGUUGAAUGGGACUAGCACACUAUGGGCACAUGUGGAGAGAAAAUGUAAGAAGUGUCCUUUCAGUGACUGGGUUGAGCAAAGUAAGAAGCAACAAUCAACUAUGAAUAGAUUUACUAAAAAGACAACAACCUGCAAUGAAGAGGAAGUUGCUUCAAGUGGGCUGCCACUAAGGUUUAAUCAAAACGUUGUUAGGAAAGUGAUCGCCGAAUAUAUCAUUAUGGAUGAGUUAUCCUUUAGGCACGUGGACGGAAAAGGAUUCCAAAAGCUCAUUAAACAUUUCUUUCCCACAUUUCAGUUCCCAUCAAGAUUUACUGUUGCGAGAGAUAUUUACAAUGCGUUUCUAGAUCAGAAGAAAUAG